Anneissia japonica is the source of this 4994-nucleotide messenger RNA. RefSeq lists its product as uncharacterized. The coding region runs from base 28 to 4548 and encodes 1506 amino acids. The record is from RefSeq and is a predicted model, not a curated record. The transcript is spliced from 9 exons. Lineage: Eukaryota; Metazoa; Echinodermata; Crinoidea; Comatulida; Comatulidae.
UGGAAUUUUAACAUAAUUAAUUAUCGUAUGUCAGACAGGCAAAAAAAGAUGGCAGACCACAAUUACGAAGAAAAAGACAUUAUAAAAAUCUUCAAGAAGCAGCUGCUUGCUUUUGGCCUCACGUGGAAAACUAUUGAAAUCCUCCUAAAUAUGGGUUUUUGUAGUUUAGAAGAUCUGCGUUGUUUAAAAGUUAAACACUUGGAUGAGCUUCAUCAGUUGUCUUUUGCACAAAGGGUUAAAAUGGAGAAAUUAAUAGAUCAAAAUUGGAUACCCUAUGAUGAAAAACAUUCUCUUGAUUUUAAGGAACAUCUACUCUCGCAGCAACUUAGCGAACAAACUGUAGAUAUUCUUAUUAGUAAUGGAUUUGACAAUAUGUGUGCAUUACGAUGUUUAAAUGUAACAGAUUUUGAUAGCAUGCAGGAUCUAACACUGGCUCAGAAGGCUAUUUUAAGGAAGAAAAUGGACGAUAAAUGGGUAGGUAAUCAUGCAGAGUGUAAUGAUAUGAAGGAAAAUGGGCAUGAACAGAAACUCUAUGAAGAAUUGAAACGUGAUCAAACAGUUGAACAAGAUGAAAACACAAGCCGAACACCGAACUAUGAUCAUGUUGAUCAACCUAAACCUAGAUCAUCUAAAAGAGCCUUCGAACAACCAAAAACGAGCUUUCGGGAAAACAGUGAAAAUGAAUUGAAAGAAGAACGCAAAAAGAGUAAUUUUUCAUCAAAAUCUGAGACAAAGACAGAUGGUAGACAAAGAGACAAAGAAAAAACAAGUCAUUCAUCUUAUAAAAGAUUUACUUCCACCAACAGUUAUCCUAAUGUAGAAGAAAGUUCACGGCGUCCGUCGCCACGGAGGUUUGUCGAACACAUGAAAUGCAACGUGGCUCGAGAUCAUUUUAAUAAAAAAGAAUAUGUUGAAAUGGAGUGUAUUUUAAUAAAUCUCGAAGAGGAAUCAAAAUCUGCGAUGGGUCGAAUCAGAUUUGGUAGCCUUAUUUCUAAAGGAUGUAGUGAUUUCUCCGAACUACAUGAUUGUCUGAAUUCAGAAACUACCGAUGUUCACACUUUACAUGACGUAAUUUGUCAUCAAUUAAUCACUCUCGCCGAAUCUCACGGAACUCUUCUGAAUGAGAUGGGAUUAACAUCCGAAAACCAGGUAUUUUCAGAGUGGGCUCACAAUAGUUCAGCUGUGUUUAAACAUGAUUCUAAUCUUGAAUAUGAUUCUAACCAGUGGAAAGACAUUAUUGGUAAAACUGAAGAAUUGGUAGACUAUUUUUCAUCGCUUUCAAUUCCUGCUCAGAACGUGACAAAAUCGUUCAUACUACUGAUAUUACAGUUUGUUAAUCGUGUAUGGAUAACUCGAAAUCACAUUCUUCCGUCUGAUCAUCAUGGUCUUUUGCGAAUAGCGACCUUUGCUAUAUAUCUCUGUGAAUGCAGGCUUGUGUCAUCAAGAUGUUUUUGUGAACUCAAGUAUAAUUCAUAUGCACAUGCAGCUAUCACGUUAGGUUGUAAUAUAGCAAAUUCCAGAUUGGAAGUUGAACAUUUUUACGAUCAUUUUCAUGUUUUUAAAUCAAAAAUGGAAGAGUAUCUUAACCAAUGUCUAGAGUUGGGUGUCGAUCCGGAAACAGAUGACAACGAGAGGAAUCUGGAAAGGUUUUCAAGCGAUGUUGAGACGGAAUGGGCAAACUACAAGUCAGCAAUUGAUUCUGAAGACGAGGAACUACCAUAUUACUCUAAAGGGGACGACGGCGAAAAACAAAGACUGGUAGAAUUACAAGUCGUAAAAUUGAAUCAAUUAUUCUGCAACAAACACUAUUCUGAGUUUCGUCGCUCUAUUGUUGAAUCAGAGAACAUUUUGCAAGAAACUGACUUUAAGUUGAAUAUUGCUGUAUCUCCCAAGUUUGAAGAAAUUCAUAAGUCAGUUAGUGAAUUAAACUUUGGAAGUGCACAUGAACUUUUAGAAAGUCUCCAACAUAAACUGCUGGAUCUGGUAAUUGACCACAAAAGUGUCCUCGGGAAGAUGAAAAUGUACUGCAAUGAUGCUUUAGCCAAAUGGACAGAACUCUUCGUCACAUUUUGCUCAUCUCAGGAUUGCAUAUAUGGCUCAGAACUAUGGAAGGAGUCCUUGGCCGUGAGCCAGAUUACAAUUGAUAAUGCUCAAAGAGGAAUUGAUCCUAACGGGCAAAUGGUCAUCCAGUUGUAUUUACAAUUGAUGAUUACAAUGAUAAUGAAAUUUAGUUUAGCUUACGAACGCGCUGUUCCCAAUGAUUAUGCAAGCCACGUUCGUCUUGCUUUUAUGAACAUGACAAUGCUUAAGAGUUCCCUCCUGAACUCUCAGUGGUAUUCAAAGUUGAAAUAUGAUGUGUACCAAUGCGCAGUACGAAGUCUAGGGGCUUGCAUUAUAAAUGAAAACAUUCCUGCUGAUCAUUCUACAUACGAACAAUACAAACAUGUUAAAGAUAUUCAUGAUAAAUUAGAUGUCAGCUGUCGAAAAUUAUCAAUUUACGCUGGAUCAACAGAAGCCAGAGAAAACCUUAAAAGACUUAACAGAGAUGUUGAACGUAAGGUUUUUGGAAAACCGAGGAAUCAGAAAAUAUAUGAAGCCAGGAAAGGAGGUCAUCAAGUAAACGUAAUCGGGAGCGAUCCUCAUGUGGCUCGUUAUAUAGAAGAGUCAGUUCAAAAUUAUUACCAACGAAAAUUUGACGAGAUGACUGUCUGUUUGAACGACGCAGAAACGUUCGAUGGUACAUGUGAUAUUAGAUUAGCUUUUGCAGGAAAUUGUUCACCAAAUUUCAAUGCCGCUGUUAACUUUAGCAACAAUAUACCUGAACAUCUUGGGCUGGGUGUUGUUAUUAAAACAACAUACGAUCAGUUAAUGAACUUAGCAGAUGAUCACCAACGAAUCAUGACAUAUAUGAAAGAGACAAAUAGUUUGGACAUGGUCAAUUUGAUCAAAUAUUUAUUUGGUCAAGAUAUUAAUUAUGGUACAGAUGAAUGGGAAAUAAUGAUUAAGAAAUCAAAGCAGGUGGUUACCUACUUCGAGAGCCUGACUCCGAAUGGUCAGUCUGUAACUAAAGCAUAUGUUCUUCUAUUAUUGACAAUUUUGCAUAAUUUUAUAGCAACGAGAAAUAGACUCUGCACUUAUGCUCGUCACAAGCUGCUUCCAUUCGUUAUAUGCGGUGUUCCUUUUUGUGAAAGUAAAAUGUUGGCGUUUGACGCAUGGACACAUGCAAAAUUCAGCGUUUACGAACUUGCAGUAGUAACGAUAGCCGCAGCACUCAAGGCAGGUCAAAUUCCAUGCUGCCCAUCGUAUCCUAAAUAUUGUAGGAAACUUUGGCAAUUAAAAGAAAGUGCAAAUAAACUAGGAAUAUCCGUUAUUGGAAAAGAGAAAGAAAAUUUCCUCAACGAGAUUUGUCAAGCUGGAAAUGAGUUGUACAAGGGAUCAGAAGAUCGAAUGCACAUAUCAGCUGCAUUGCUGUAUUUUGACGCUCGUUGCUAUAUGGGCAUGAUGGCAAUACUGAACGCAGGCGAUGAAACUUAUAGUAAUGCUGUGCACAUCAGAAUGAAUUUCAUGAUGAGAAUAUCCGAUGAAUUUGAAACUUGUGUUGAUUACCAUAAUCAGAUUUCGCAUGAAACAUCUUACGAAAACCUAAUCAGCAAAGGGUACGAAAUGUUACAUUUAUUUUCAAAAGAUCAUUCAAAAAUCGUCAGAAAAAUCGAAAAGUCGAGUUCAGACGCCCUAUGUAAUUGGGUCGAUGCUGUUUUUCAAGCUAAAGGAAGCAGGCCAGAUGUGCAUCCAGACACGUACGGUUCUGAUGAAUGGGAAAGUAUGCUGGAAAAGAGUCGAAUUGCAAGAAAGUAUAUCAUGGGUUUAAGUAAAGUGUCAAUAUGCAUCUCACAAGCAUAUUUGUCAUUUUUUAUGAGCUGGUGCAUGAAUUUCAUUUCAAAAAGACACCGUCUCUGUCCCAUAAAAAAUGACUUUACUGGAGAACUGAGGCUUAUUCUUGCAGUCAUUGAGCUGUGUAAAGAGGCGCUUACUACGUCACUUCUUUCGAUUGAAACAAAAGAAAGAGCAUAUGGUUUAGCGGCUUUACUAUUGACGCAAGUCGAAAACACAGGCGAAGCCGGAAUAAAGGAGAUGGAGGAGAUUACUAAGGUGCACGAUGAUUAUACAGAAAAGAUUAAGUCAUAUGACCAGAAGUUACAGAACAGAGAAACCAACAAAAAAUAUUGGCCGUCGGAAGAUUCUUACGACGACGGUUUCGAUGAAAAGAUAGGCCAACCUGCAGCCGAGGAUAAACAAGAUACACAUAAGUCCAACGAAGAAUUCUCUGAAGAUAUGAAUCCUACAGGAAGUGGAAACGUAAAAAGCAAGAACCUAAGCACAGAAAGAAUGUCAUGUGUUAUUACAAGCGCAGGGGAACAUGCAUGCAUUGUUGGAGGUGAUCAAAUUAUACAUAACUAUUAUAUGAUUCAAGGAAAGGGAGAAUCCACCGAAGAGCUUUCUCAAAAGUCUCUCGACUAUUUUGAGAUGACAAAAAAAACUUUUGAGUAAGGUAGCUUAGAAGAAAAAAAAAAACAUGCAACUGAUCGUGAUACUGUUUCGAGAUUUAUUCAUUUAUUUACAGGAACAUUUCUGAAAACAAACGAAUAUAGUAUGACAGUGGCUUACAUCACUUUAUUGAAGUUAGUUUCAUACGCAACUUUCUUGCGUAAGCUUCCUAUAAAAUCUUCCUAUAAAGCUUUGAGUUAUGAAGUGGAGUCAGUUAUAGCCGGUGGUCAAAACCCUGAGGGUCUACUACCGGCGCGAAAAUUUGGGUAAAUAGUACCUCUAGGUGACCGGAAGUGACAAUUAGAGUAAAAUUUAUCAUCAUCACAUCACCAUUAUAGUCAAAAUGAAGCACCAACAAAUUUCUCAUGAUCAUUUAUCAGCGAUUUUCGGCAAUCAUAGAGAUCUAAAUAAAUUGGGUUGUGUAUUGAAAAUAAAACUUUAAAACAUUA